Molecule: messenger RNA, 2916 nt
Organism: Cladocopium goreaui
Lineage: Eukaryota; Dinophyceae; Suessiales; Symbiodiniaceae
Source: the annotation of a GenBank genome assembly
AUGAAGGGCCGCGAUGAGCCGCUACUGGAUCCGGAGAGCCCCGCCGAACCGCCCGAGGUCACCCGGGACUCGCCCUUCACAGGGGGAGAUGGGCGGCCCAGCGAGCCAGAGCCCUGGGUGGAAAUGGGUCUGAGCCAAUCACUGCUGCACUCCCUGGCCGACGCGCCGUCGGGGUCCAGCGAGGGCCCGUUGCAGGGCCUGACGUCGGAGCAGGCGCAGCAGCGGCUGCUGGAGCAUGGACGCAACGAGAUCCCCGAGAACGUUGAAGCAUGGUAUGUGAUGCUGGGCAAGCAGUUUGUAGGCAUGAUGCCCUUUAUGUUAAUCAUUGCAGCAGUGUUAUCUGGAGUCACCGAAGAUUGGACGGACUUUGCGGUGAUUACGCUGAUGCUCAUCGUGAACGCCCUGAUUGGCUUUCACGAGGAGUUCAAGGCACGUCAAUCCUUGGAUGCGCUCAAGGCGCAGAUGACUGCCACGGUCCCCGUGAAGCGCGAUGGUGAAAUGGUCAUCAUCCCCGUGGCUGAGCUGGUGCCUGGUGAUGUGAUUUUCCUGCGGGGUGGCAACAUCGUCCCAGCGGAUUGCGAGUUCCUGGAGGGCGAUGAGAUGCUGGUGGACACCGCUGCCCUCACCGGCGAGCCGCUGCCGCGCAAGGUGCCGCGCCCGGAGCGUCCGGACGAGCCGCAAGGCGCGGGGCGGCAGCUGCUGAGUGGAUGCAUCGUGAAGCAAGGGGAAGCACACUGCGAGGUGAAGGAAACCGGUCUCAACACGGAGAUUGGACAGGCCGCAGGGCUGGUGGCAGAGGCUUCCGGACACCAGGCGAGCCUGUUCGAGCGGAAGAUCAUGCAGGUGGUACAUGCCGUGAUCCUGUUGGCUCUGGUGGAUGCUGGUGUGGUGCUCUACAUUGACGUGGGACAUCGAAGUGUUCGCUUCUCCAAGGCGCUUCUGAACGUGCUAGCCUUGGUAAUUGGCGCCGUGCCCAUUGCCCUGCCAUUGGUGAUGCAGGUGACCAUGGCCAUAGGUGCCGCAAGCAUGGCCAAACGGCAAGCCAUUGUGACGCAUUUGACUGCCCUGCAGGAGAUAGCUUCCAUGACGGUGCUGUGUAGUGAUAAGACCGGCACCCUGACCACGGCGGACAUGCGGGUCUUGCCCCAUCGCACUUGGACCCAUCGGAUGACCAAAGACGAUGCACUGCUGUAUGCCUGCCUUGCCUCCAAUCCGGCCAACAAGGAGGAUCCCAUUGACAAAGCCAUCCUGGGCUCUGGUCAUGAACACUUUGGGGAGGAGGAGGCGGAUAAGCUGAUGAACAUGUACAAGAAAGAGAAAUUCGUGGGCUUCAACCCAACGGUGAAGCGCACCGUAGUCUAUUGCGAGCAUGAAGAGAAGGGCAAACUGAAGAUCUCGAAGGGGUUGGUGGAUAAGGUGCUGGUGACGGGAGAUGAUGGUGGAGAUUGCUGGGAAUGUGCUGAUGCGGAGAAGAUGCGCGAAGAACUGAAGGAGGUGGACGUGCGCUUCAGUUCCCAGGGCUACAAAACCGUGGGUUUGGCGGUGGCCCACAACGAGGGGCCCAUGGUCUUCUCCGCGAUUGUCCCCAUGUUGGACCCCCCGAGGACCGACACCAAGCUGACCAUUUAUCGGAUCAGGGAGGCGGGGAUCAACGUGAAGAUGAUCACAGGUGACCACCUGAACAUCGCCAUCGAGACCAGUCGUCUCAUCGGUUUGGGCACCAACGUGCUUCCGGCCUGUGACCUGUGGCCCGCCUCGGCCACCCGGGAUGAGACCAUCGUGACCUCGGAUGGCUUUGCACAGGUUCUGCCCAAGGACAAGCGUGAGGUGAUUUUGGUGCUGCAAAAUCGUGGUUUGGUGGUUGGGAUGACAGGCGACGGCGUGAACGACGCGCCGGCGCUGGCGCAGGCGCAGAUUGGCAUCGCCGUGGAUGGGGCCACCGAGGCAGCACGCAGCGCGGCGGAUAUCAUCCUCACGCAGCCCGGGCUCAGUGCCAUCUUCGAUGCUGUGGUUGAGUCCCGGAAGAUCUUUGCCCGGCUUCGGUCGUAUGUCUUGUACCGCAUUGGUGCUACAAUCCAGAUUGUGCUCGUCUUAUCUAUCCUGAUUUAUGCCUACAACGAUACAAUGCCCGCCCUUUACGUGAUCCUGUUGGCCCUGGUGAAUGAUGUAACGAUGCUGCCAGUGGCCAGUGACAAUGCGUCCCCUUCGGCAUUGCCGGAGAUUCCCUCCAUGCCACAGAUUUUGUUGGCUGCCUUCCUGUAUGGCUUCAUUGGCACGGGACAGACCAUGGCACUGUACCUGUCGGACGUCAUUCACUCGGACCCCUCCACUGAUCCAGAGGAACGUCGAAAGUAUCGCAUGGCCGUGACCUAUCUUCAGAUGUCUAUUGCCGUUGAGCUGAACAUCUUCUCCUGCCGAACACCGUUGUACGUGGGCAACAUCCUGCGACGAGACACGUGGCCAUCGCUGUUGCUCUUCAUUUGCGUCAUGGGAGGAAAUCUUUUGGUUUCCCUUCUGGCCGGCUUUGGUGAUACCUUCCAUGUCGUGUACAAAGUCGAGUGGAUUGAUAUUGCUUGGAUUUGGCUCUACGAUUUGGGUUGCUUGUUGGUCAUCGACUUGCUGAAAAGCUUCCUGAGCGUUAUCGGGGCAGACUGGAUGUCGGCCGGAGCUGCCGGCGAUGUGCUCGGAUAUCCCGAGCUGCCCGAUGAAUUUCACGGUGCCAGCCAUCGCUCAACGCUGCUGCACAGCAGGGUUAGCGCCAGGAGCGUGCUUCAUCAUCACAGUCGGCUCUCGACCAUCUCGCAGCAGGGCGGCCUGGCACGUGGCCCAGCCUUGGGAGCCAAGGCUUCGGGCUCCACGUUGCCCUUUCCACACAACCUGCGAGCGCAGGCGCUGCGGCACCUGCAUUCAUUUUGA